Molecule: messenger RNA, 9007 nt
Organism: Sorex fumeus (smoky shrew)
Lineage: Eukaryota; Metazoa; Chordata; Mammalia; Eulipotyphla; Soricidae
Gene: SORBS1
Product: sorbin and SH3 domain containing 1
Exons: 35
Coding region: 255-5831 (1858 amino acids)
Biological process (GO): cell-substrate adhesion
Cellular component (GO): cytoplasm; nucleus; cell-substrate junction
Molecular function (GO): protein binding
Source: RefSeq, a predicted model, not a curated record
CGAAGUGUCGGUGAAGUCAGCAGCGAGUCCCAGAAAAACAGAGCGGGGCCAACUGCAGCGUGUAGUGCGAGUGGGGCCGGACGCGCGCAGCCCGCCCGCCGCCCGCCCGGCGACCCGCAAGGAGUGAGCAUUUAUCAGAAAAGCUGGGGAAGUCAUCCCUCUGUCCAGAGCUCCAGGACCAAUGCUGCUUUCCACCACCCUGGACCACUGAGCUGUGCUGAGGCCCAAUUGCAGAAGACUUUCCUGUCACCACCAUGAACUCUGAGUGUGAUGUUGACGCUUCAAAAGCUGUGGUGAACGGGCUGCCACCAGGCAGCAAUGGGCAAGACAAAGACAUGGAUCCUACAAAAAUCUGCACUGGGAAGGGAGCGGUGACUCUCCGGGCCUCAUCCUCCCCCAGGGAAACCCCGAGCGGCAGCCCUGGGAGCCCCGUGAGCCUGCAGGACACCCCGCAGCUUGAAGGCAAACCAGAAGUUCUGGAGUCUGAGAAUUCCUCGUCAGAUGAGUGGAGGUUUUCUCCCAAUGCCGAUGCCAAUGGAAAUGCCCAGCUGUCUUCACUCGCUGCCAAGGGCUACAGGAGCGUGCAUCCCAACCUGUCUUCGGACAAGUCCCAGGACGUCUCUUCCUCCAGCCCAGCCCAGCCCGAGGUCAUAGUUGUCCCUCUCUACCUGGUCAGUACUGACCGAGGGCAAGAAGGCCCUGCCGCCAGACCUCCAGCAUCUCUGGGGCCACUGAGCCCCCCUGCCCCGGCGACCACCCCUGCCAGCUCACCUCUGACCUUCCCGACUCUAGAUGAUUUCAUUCCCCCUCAUCUGCAGAGGCGACCCCAGCACCACCCGCGGGCCGGCACCCCUGGCCCUGUCCCCCCAGUUACUGUUAGUCCACCUCCGCCAUCCUUCUCUCCACUGCCUCCGUUGGUCCCUGCGGCCCCCGAGCGCUUCCACAGAGCCUGGGAGCCUGACCUCACGGGAGCCAUCUCCAGUACCGAUUCAAGUCCUCUGCUAAAUGAAGUUUCCUCAUCCCAUGGUGGAAGUGACUCGCAAGCUUUUGCACCAGUCAGCAAGCCAUCAUCUGCCUACCCCUCCACAACAAUUGUCAAUCCCACUAUUGUGCUCUUGCAGCACAAUCGAGAACAGCAGAAACGACUCAGUAACCUUUCAGAUCCUGUCCCCGAAAGACGAGUGGGAAAUCAGAACUCUGCACCCGCCCAAGAAAAGCCUACCUCCCCUGGCAGGGCUUCUGAAAAGAAAGCCAAGGAUGACAGUCGGCGGGUGGCCAAGAGUGCUCAGGACCUAAGCGAUGUCUCUGCAGAUGAAGUGGGCAUCCCUCUCCGGAACACCGAGAGAUCCAAAGACUGGUACAAGACCAUGUUCAAACAGAUCCACAAACUGAACCGAGACACUCCUGAAGAAAACCCUUAUUUCCCUACGUACAAAUUCCCUGAACUUCCUGAAAUCCAGCCAAGUUCUGAAGAGGACAAUCCUUACACUCCUACCUACCAGUUUCCUGCAUCUACUCCUAGUCCUAAAUCUGAAGAUGAUGAUUCAGACCUGUACUCCCCUCGGUACUCCUUUUCUGAAGACACAAAAGUGCCCCUGUCUGUACCUCGCUCAAAAAGUGAGAUGAACUACAUUGAUGGGGAGAAGGUAGUUAAGAGGUCGGCCACACUUCCCCUCCCAGCCCGCUCUUCCUCACUAAAAUCUAGCCCAGAAAGAAACGACUGGGAGCCCCCAGAUAAGAAAGUGGAUACAAGAAAAUACCGUGCAGAGCCCAGAAGCAUUUAUGAAUAUCAGCCGGGCAAGUCCUCCGUUCUGACCAACGAAAAGAUGAGUCGGGAUAUAAGCCCAGAAGAGAUAGAUUUAAAGAAUGAACCUUGGUAUAAAUUCUUUUCGGAAUUGGAGUUUGGGAAACCGCCUCCCAAAAAGAUAUGGGAUUAUACUCCUGGAGACUGCUCUAUCCUUCCUAGAGAGGAUAGAAAGACUAACCUAGAAAAAGAUCUCCACCUCUACCAAACAGAGUUAGAGGCAGAUUUAGAAAAAGUGGAGACGCUUAGUAAAGCCCCCACUACAAACCUGUCACAGAGUUCCGUGGUCAGCCCCUCUCUGGACGUUUCUUCGGAGCCCCCUGGAUAUGUUUAUUCUUCCAACUUCCAUGCAGUGAAGAAGGAAUCCGAUGGGGCUCCUGGGGAUCUGGCUAGCUUGGAAAACGAGAGGCAGAUUUAUAAAAGCGUCUUGGAAGGUGGCGAUAUCCCUCUCCAGGGCCUGAGUGGGCUCAAGCGGCCCUCCAGCUCGGCCUCCACGAAAGUGGAUCGUAAAGGUGGGAAUGCUUACAUGAUUUCUUCAUCUUCAGUUCCUAGCCGAACAGCUAACACUAGCCAUGCGUUAGGCCCUGUGUGUAAGCACAAGAAACCCCUGUCCGCCGCCAAAGCCUGCAUUUCGGAAAUCCUCCCCUCCAAAUUCAAACCCAGGCUCUCUGCUCCCAGCGCUCUUUUGCGGGACCAGAAGAGCAUCCUGCUGCCCUCUGAGAAGACUCAGAGCUGUGAGAACCUGUGCGUUUCCGCCUCUCUGAAUGAUGCCAGGAGAGGUUUCCCCCUGCAGCUGGGGGGGAGCAUCGAGAACCUGCUCAUGCGGUCCCGGCGGGAGUACGAUGGCCGGUCCAGCAGCACCCUGAGCCUGCAGGAGUACGGCACCAGCGCCCGGAGGCCGUGUCCUCUCUCCAGGAAGCCCGGCAUGCAGUUCUCCAUGCUCUAUCGGGACAUGCACCACAUCAACCGGGCCGGUCUCUUCCCCGGCUCGGUCUCCUCCUCGAGUGUUCGUGACCUCGCGUCCCACUUUGAAAGGAGUGGCCUGGCGUUGGCCAGAGGGGAGCUGGGGGCCAGCCAGGAGGGCUCCGAGCACAUCCCCAAGCACACCGUCUCCUCCCGCAUCACAGCCUUCGAGCAGCUAAUCCAGCGUUCCAGGUCCAUGCCGUCCCUGGACCUGUCGGGCCGGCUCAGCAAGUCCCCCACACCGGUGCUGUCCCGCCUGGGCCUGACGGCGGCUCGCUCCGCUGAGUCCCUCUUGGAAUCCACCAAGCUCCGGCCCAGGGAGAUCGAGGGCAUGACCCCCCGGGGGAUCUACUCCUCCCCGACCUGCAGCAACGUGGCAGAGCCCACCUUGGGCCUCCGGGGCCCCCUGCCUUCCGAGCCCCUGUCCAUGUGCUCCGACGAUCUGGACCGCUGCUCCAAUGUCUCCAGUGACAGCCGAGAGGGCAGCAGUGGCAGCGUACACGGAGACUUCCCCAAGCACCGCCUCCCCAAGUGCAAGGGCACCUGCCCGGCCUCCUACACGCGCUUCACCACCAUCCGCAAACACGAGCAGCAGCAGACGCCCCGGCAGCCGGACUGGCGCCCGGACCCCAGAGGCGACAAGAACGCCCUCCUCAGAAACAUCUACCUGAUGAGCCCCCUCCCUUUCCGGUUGAAAAAGCCCCUCCAGCACGCCCCCAGACAGACUUCCCCCAGUGACCUCUCAGGCCCCCUGGCGGGCCAGAAGCCAGACCUCCCCAGUCAGCCCCCUCUGGAUGAGCCCCACGCCGCCGGGGGAAAGCCCCCCGUCCCCAAACGCGUGUCUUCCCGGCAGGCCAUGGCCAGACUGAGCCGGACCACAGAGCCCCCCCAGGAGAGACACGAGGCCCCCCAGGACUGCCCAGGGGCCUUUAACAAUGGGAACCCUGGGCCAUACUCAGACCACGGCCUGGACAGGAACAACAACCCACAAAGUGAACUGGGAACAUCCCUUGGAGAUUCAGAAUCACCAAGACAUUUUAUACCAGCUGAUUAUUUGGAAUCUGCAGAAGAUUAUAUUCGGAGGCGACAUGAUGAUAAAGAGAAACUUUUAGCGGACCAGAGACGACUUAAGCGUGAGCAAGAAGAGGCCGAUAUUGCAGCUCGACGCCACACAGGCGUCAUUCCGACACACCAUCAGUUUAUCACUAAUGAGCGCUUUGGGGACCUCCUCAAUAUAGACGAUACGGCAAAAAGGAAAUCUGGGUCAGAGAUGAGACCGGCAAGAGCCAAAUAUGACUUUAAAGCUCAGACACUAAAGGAGCUACCUCUGCAGAAGGGAGAUAUUGUUUACAUAUAUAGGCAGAUUGAUCAGAACUGGUAUGAAGGAGAGCACCACGGCCGCGUGGGCAUCUUUCCCCGCACCUACAUCGAGCUGCUUCCUCCCGCUGAGAAGGCUCAGCCCAAAAAGUUGCCACCCGUGCAGAUUUUGGAAUAUGGAGAAGCUAUUGCUAAGUUUAACUUUAAUGGUGAUACACAAGUAGAAAUGUCAUUCAGAAAGGGUGAAAGGAUCACGCUGCUUCGACAAGUGGAUGAGAACUGGUAUGAGGGGAGGAUUCCAGGGACAUCCCGCCAAGGCAUCUUCCCCAUCACGUAUGUGGAUGUGCUCAAACGGCCACUGGUCAAGCACCCCGUGGAUUACAUCGACCUGCCUUUCUCAUCCCCAAGUCGGAGCACUGCUGCAAGCCCCCAGUUUCCGAGUCACGGCAAGGAACUCAUACCAGCCCCCCGAUCCAUGCCCUCCCCUCACCGAGCCCUGUCCCCUGAGAUGCAUGCUGUCACCUCUGAGUGGAUUUCACUGACUGUCGGGGUCCCAGGCCAGCGUUCUCUGGCACUGACGCCUCCCUUGCCUCCUCUGCCAGAGGCUUCCAUCUAUAAGAGGGAUCCCUUGGCCUUUUUGUCAAGACCCAGUCCCUCGCUUUCUGUCAGCCUCCCCCAUCUGAAUUGGUCAGACCAUCCUGCCCCCUACUCUGCUGUUUCCCCGCUGGCUCUGCCUGCCCCUGACAGAACCUACUCCCCAGAGCCCAGUGCCCAUACUGCCCUUCAGCUCAAUGGAGCCAAUGGUGUCCACACGUCCCCUCCUGGCGUCCACCAGUAUAGCUUCUCCCAGCCACCAGUGCCUCCUAGGAGCUCUGAUAGGGUCAUCUCAGAACUUAGCAAUGCCUUUAGUAGCCAGGGCAGGCAGCGGCUGUGGCAAGAAGAGAGCGGACAAUCUGAGAGGAGAGCAGAAAGAGAGGCAGGUGAGAGAGGCCUCGGCGGACCCAAGAUCUCUAAGAAGAGCUGCUUGAAGCCAUCAGACGUGGUCAGGAGCCUGAGCACUGAACAGAGACUCUCAGAUCUCCACAGUCCCGAGGAGAGCCGGCUCAGCAAGCCCCUGGGUGGCCCCUUUCCGGAAAGGGAGAUUGAGCAGACAGACCUUCCUAGAGGUGGCGAGCAGGCUGAGAGGAAGGCCGCUCAGAGUGUUGUGAGCCAGCCUUCUCAUCAUUCAUUGAGAGCAGGACCUGAUCUCACAGAAUCUGAAAAGAGCUAUGUGGAAGCAGUAUGCAAUGAGAUCAUAAACAUUGCCGAAAAAUCUGUUCAUUACUGCAGCACUGUUUCUCACCCCCUUGACUUUCAUCACAAAGUAUCCCCUUCUGACAAUAAACCAUCUUUAAUCAUUUCUCAGCAACCUCAAGCCCAGCAGCGAAGAGUCACCCCAGACAGGAAUCAAACCUCACAAGAUUUUGCUCAGGGCUUAUUCCUGGCUUUGUGCUCAGGUAUCACUCCUGGCAAUACUCAAAGGAUUUUAUGUGGUGACAGGGAUGAAACACAGGUUGGCCAAAUAAGAUUUAGCUACCAAGCAUUAUAUAGCUAUAUACCCCAGAACGAUGAUGAAUUGGAACUCCGAGAUGGAGAUAUUGUUGAUGUCAUGGAAAAAUGUGAUGAUGGAUGGUUUGUUGGUACUUCAAGAAGGACAAGGCAAUUUGGUACUUUUCCAGGCAACUAUGUAAAGCCUUUGUAUCUAUAAGAAGACUGAAAAGCACAGAGAUUAUUUUUAUUGGAGGAUGAAACCCAAUUCAUGAACUGGUCUCUUUAUUUAAACAUUGAGUCAGUAAGAAAGCUAAUGCAAUGGAUAAAGUGGAAAGCAAAAGAGAGGGACAGAGAAACAUUGGGCCUGUCGAAGCUUACGGUGUAUCAGACAGGGUUGAAAUGUGUGUUGAACAAAAAGGAAUGAGGCAAAUCUUUAUUUCCUUAGCUGCUUCUGGCGGCCUCUCCAACCUUCCCCAUCCCUCCCCCUUCUUGGUUAAUCUGACUUGCCAACCAGUCCAGUAGGAGCCAAUAGGCCAGAAAGACCUCUUGCUGUCCAGAUAUGACCAGCUCCUGCUCAAAGAGGUCUUUUAGCCUGAACCCGCUCUUGCAGUGUCAGGCAGCUCCCCGCCUGUUCUCCUGUGACUUCACACACAGGCUCCCCCAGCUGCUUAGAGGCUGCUGAUCCCGCAACACUGCAGGAACUCAGCCUGGACUUCUGAAGCCACCCCUGCGAAUUACUCAAGACCAAGUCCCACACUGGACCUGCUGAGGAACCUGGGGUAAUGGAGGUGAAGACUCCGUGCCCUCUGCACUCAACUCAAAGGGGGGUAGGCACACACAUAGGUUUGCCCACAAUAGCGAAGUGGCCAGGCAGAGAGAUUUCCAAGUGCUUAAGUCAAGAAUUUCCAUAGUUGUUGCUAAUUUAAAGUGCUGGGACUGGAACCCGGGGACUCAUCCAAGCAAGGCAAGUGCUCUACCACUGAGCCAUAUUCACAGCCCAAGAAGCCCUAUAGUUCUGAAGGUCACUUACACUGGGCAAGUUUCCCAUGUCCCUGGCUUUUUCAUACACAAUCACCCUCAGGCAGCACCGUUUAGUAUAUCAGGGCACCAUAGCUAACCUGUCUUUUUUGUUGGUUUCUGGCCGGGACAAUUUGAGGUUGAUAGGCCUUUUCUCACAGAGAAACUAAAGAUGAGCAUUGAUGCAUUUCCCAGAUACUGGUGAACACCAGAUCCCAGGAACACCAAUGAGCAAGACAAUCUCCAUGCCUUGGAAGAGACUCACUGGGUCUCUGCUUUUACUCCCCAAAGAAGCUCAAGGACCUCGAAGAAUGGAGUAACCCAGCCUGGGGUAGCUUUGGAGAGAAGCUGCAGGUGCUGGCACCCCUCCAAGUAUUGAGAUGGCAGUUCUGCCACUUCAGGAAGUUAGCCUUUGGUGGAGCACCCAGAUCCAGGGAGGGGGAUCCUUUCAUAUGAGGGCUGUGGACACCCAACUCCACUCAGCUCAAGGAUGUUUGUUGACUUCUCUGUUCUGACAGAGAUCAAGAUAGAAAUGAGUAGUUCCUGUCCGCUGGGAACUUAGAGGUGAUGAGAGAGAGACUCCAAAAUACCACAUCAAGAGAGACUGUGAUACGUGCUAAGAAGGGUGUGAGAGAGGAAGAGGUACAUUUUCCCUGGAGGAAUCCUAGAAAGUACUGCCCUAUUUCUGUCUCUGUUAGCUCACUUUUGAACACCUACAGUCCUGGAAGAACCUUAGCCUGAGGGGUUCUGUGUAGCUGAAAAUACUUGGAAUUGUUGCCAGAGUCUUCAGACUGACCCUCCCCACAAAUAGGAGUAGCAAUUCUAGAGGGUAGGGUGUGGACAGGAAAUCUGGGCGCAGAAUUGCCCCCAGAACCAUUGUCCCCAAGUGGGAUGUCUUCACAGAUGAGCAAAGUUUGGUCUUCAGUGUCUCUGCCUCAGUGUCUGUGUCUGCUUCCCCUGGUAGGAUACCUCCAGCAACCUCCCCUUGUCACAGAUAGCCACAGCAGCUGUGCUCUCUGCCUGUUCUCUCAGAAGCGUGCAGGACUGACACAAGGAAUGUUACCUAUUCCCAGAGACAUUCUUGUUUCAACGAAGCCAGCGGGAGAAAGGCUGUGGCACUGCAGUUGGGAGAGAAGUACCAAGGGCCGCCUUGAUGUCCCUUAGAUCAGACUCAGUUGCUCUGGAGGGACCGUUGCAGCCUCCUGGACAUAGCUUUUACUCUCCAUGUUCCCUCUCCCAGGGGGAAUCUAGCAGCAGCGUGGAUGGCCAUGCACUGUGCACAGCAGCAUUUCACCCCUUUCCGAAUGUCAUCUUUGAGUUGGCUCAUGUGAUUCCUGGCCUGUUUUAGCCGCAAACCACUAACAACAUGAUCUUCUCUACUUUUUUUUUUUUUGAGGGGGCGCUUCUUGGUCAGGUCAUUUUAAAUGCCUCUUUGAAUACAGCUAGAAAAUAAAACCAAUUUGUAAAGCCACAUUUGCAAAUGAUGCCAGCCUCACGCAUUUAUAUAGCUCCAAGAAACCCAGGUAUGCCUCAUCAAUUUGACCGUCUUUAAUAAAAUCAUGUUUAAAAAUCGCAUCAAACUUCAGCUUCCUCUAUAUGACAAAACAUCAAAGGUUUCCAAUUGCUCUUUUGUCUUCCGACAUUUAGUAUUAUAAAAUACCUAUUUUUAUGCUGAAAUGUUUGUACAGGUUUAUUAAUAGCAAGUGCAACUAACUGGCAGCAUGCCUUGCAGCACAUUUUGAUAUAUUAGCCAUGCUUCUGGGUAAAGGCAAGCCUCAAACGACUUAGCUUUUGCAGUCUCUCUGGGGUCAGUAAAAGAAAAAUAUCAUUUGCUUCAGAAGUGGGACUGUAAAUAUGUAUAUUUAACUUUGUAUAGCCCAUGUAACUACUUUGUAUAGAAAAAAGAAUUUUAAAAAUUUGAACUGAAGGGGGUAAAAUAAGGAAGUCAUGAAGUUUUUUGCAUUUUUAUUUAAAUGAAGGAAUUCCAAAUAAGUCACCUGCAGAUCUGUGGCACAAAAAUAACCAUCGCAAAGUGUGAAAAUACUCAUUCUUUCUUGUAAGAGGUAACUCUUAUCUCAGUUAUAGUUUCUCUCUUUUUUUUAAAUUUUAGUCCUAUUUAUCUGCAGUGGUUUUAUGGACUAUUGCUAAAAGAAGAUUACAAGAAUUAUAUCCUGACAGAAAACCAUCAUUAUAUAUAACCAAUUAAUUUAAAGUAUUUUGCCAUUUAAUGCUACACCAAGAGCAUGUACUCUGCAGACACAGAUUUUUCCAUUCAUUUAUUUUUCUUUAUUGCAGUGAAUUGAUUUGCUAGACAUGUUAAUUUACUACAUUUGCUGUACAUAUUAUUUAAUAAACUUUAUUCAGAACUGCGUGGCA